Messenger RNA from Colias croceus (clouded yellow), 2984 nucleotides. RefSeq names its product ARF GTPase-activating protein Git (gene Git). The transcript has 13 exons. The record is from RefSeq and is a predicted model, not a curated record. Gene Ontology annotation, molecular function: GTPase activator activity; protein binding. Gene Ontology annotation, biological process: regulation of ARF protein signal transduction; brain development. Lineage: Eukaryota; Metazoa; Arthropoda; Insecta; Lepidoptera; Pieridae. Bases 90 to 2150 code for a protein of 686 amino acids.
UUAUGUUUAUAAUACUAAUUAAUUAUUAUAAUAGUGUGAAUAAGUAGCUUGUUUUAGUGUAUUUAUAAUAAGGAGUGUACAAAACAAAAAUGAUUUCAAGAUCUAAACAUCGGUCUUCGAUGGAAAUGUGUUCCGAUUGUGGGGCAUCGGAUCCAUCGUGGGCGUCGAUAAACCGUGGGUUGUUGUUGUGUGCGGAAUGCUGCAGUGUUCAUCGGAGUAUGGGACGGCAUAUUUCGCAUGUAAAAUCUUUACGGCAGGGUUCUUGGCCACCUUCCCUUUUAGCUAUGGUGCAAGCGCUCACAGCACAAAAUGUAAACAGUAUUUGGGAACAUUCCUUGUUAGACACAUCGGCGCCAAAGCAUUUACGGAAGAAACCAACUCCUAAAGACCCUCUACAUCCAGUGAAAUCGGAGUUUAUACUAGCUAAGCAUCUCCGUCUAGCAUAUGUGUUGAGAGCGAGAAGAGAUGAACCUCCCAGUGAGCUAGGAAGACAGUUGCACAGUGCGGUGAGAAGUUCGUCAUUGGAUACUGGAAUGAGGCUGUUGGCGCAGGGUGCAGAUCCUAAUUAUUAUAAUCAGGAGAAAGGCAACAUGUGCCUGCACGUAGCGUGUCGCGCGGGGCAACCGGCGCAAGCGGAACUGCUGGUGGCGUGGGGCGCAGACCCCACCGCUAGGGACAGCGCAGGGAACACGCCCAGCGAGUGUGCUAGGCUAGGCGGCCACACAGAGCUAGCUGACCGAAUGACGGAGCUAGUGUACGAAGCGACCGACCGAAUGAUAUACUUCCUCACCGGCGAGAAACCGGAUCACGCGUCCGGCAGACAUUACAUCGUGCCUCGAGCUCAUGAUACACACGAGAUGACUGACGUCGCUAAGGCUGCGAGGGGCAAAUUGCAAUUGUUGCCUAAUCAUCUAUUUGAAGAAUUGGUUAUGGACAUCUACGAUGAAAUAGAUCGACGAGAAACGGAAGCUAUCUGGCAAACCAGCGCAACCGGUCUAGAACGUUGCGGAGUAGCAUUCCUCCCGGUGAACCCAGCGCUAUCAGCUCCCAGGAACCAGGGAAGACAGAAACUGGCCCGUCUCUCUUCACCAGAGUUCGCUACUCUACUGCGAGAUGUACUGCUGGACGCUACUAGACGACAGAGGAUCGCUAGUUUGCAGCCGAGAGCGUUAACAGGCCCUACAAACCCACUACUAUCAGCGAGCCACUUACGUCACUUGUCACAAUUAUCAGACGACGAGCCGCUGUACGAUUCUGUCGCGUCUGACGACGACUAUGCAGCACUACGGGAACUUGAUAUGUCCGCAUUAGACCCGAAAGCGGGCGAAACGGUAUCAUCCACGUACAACGCGUCCCUCCCAAACGACCAACCACUAUCCGAACGAACAAACACACCGACAGACCGGAGCGAAGAAGUCGAAACGCUCAAAAAGGAACUGGACAGCCGCGAUUCCACCAUCACGGAACUCAAGAACCAACUGAAGAACUUACAGACCAUAGUCGAGCAGCUGACCAAAGAGAACAGCGUGCUAAAGACAAGCAGCAUAGACGAUGACAGUAUAUCCCAGGUGUCCAUAAGUGAGGAGGUGAAGGAGAGGGGGAGGAGUAUGGACCAGCAGUUGGGGGGCGCGGGGGAGGGGGAGGGGGAGGACGUCAAACUUAAGACCCGCCCGGUCAGUAUGUAUGAGACUAGGGAGGGUCCGAGGAAUAACUGGCAGGUUACUAAACAUCAGUUGACAAGCAUUCCCGGACUGGAGCGGUCGCUCACACAGGGGGCGCUGGAGAUUGGCGGCUCUAGUAUGAUGGAUAUCGACACUUCUAGCGAACCGUUGAAUGCAGAGGUGGUACAAUGUCGCGCGGAAGCGGUGACGCGUGCGAUCCAAGAACUAUGGAGUGCUGCGAGACUGCAGCGUGCGAGGUUGCCGGACCGCGCCGCCGCAGUGCGACGCGCCGCCGCUUCAUUGCUCGCGCUCUUCCCGCAGACAUGUGCGGACGCGUCCCUAGAACAAGUGGUCAGCGAGCUGCGAACAGCGAGCGAAGAAUUAGCCAUAGCGUGUACAGCACAAGCUCCAAUAGACCAAGUGCGUACAGCUGCGUACGAUCUUGCUAAAGCGACGAAGUUAUUAGUUACUCACUUCCAGCCCUCCUAGCGAACGGCCUACUACACGACAGUGUAGGCCCGACCCAAGGGGGCAAUAAACCUCCUCAAGUGCUGUGUGGGAACGUUUUUUAAAUAAGUGUUUUGAAUAAAGAAUGUUUUUUUUGUGGAACGAUUUUGAAUUAAGAAUUUUCGUGUUGUAAAAUGGUGGUGUUUUUGAAUUAGGAAUCUUGUGUUCUACGUUGAUGGUGACGUUUUUGAAUAUGGAAUUUUGUGUUCCGUAAGGCUUAGCACGCACUGCGGUUAAACGUACGCGUUUUAUCGUAGGUCUGAAACCGCAAAAAAAUGUAACACAUAGUUUUCUACACAAGCGCACACAUUAGUGACGUUUUUCAGUGACUGAUUUUAAAAACGUAACUUGCUACAUUUUGAUCGCGUUUUUUUGUGUCCUAUAGUAAUAGUAUGGUAGCGCACGCACAGCGUUUAACCGCAUUCGGUUUUAUAUUGCUUGCUACGGCUUGUAAUAAUUUAUCAAAGGUACUAAUAGACAUUCAGUAGUAAUUAAAAAAUGUAUCGGGAUGCUCUCGCACAUCAUUGUACAUUUUGCAAAAGUAUCCUUUUAAAUGUCUUUGAUCUGUUAGCGGAUGUACCCAGUACUUAUGGCGGCGGCGUUGUUUACGACUUUUGCUUCUUAUAUUUCAAAAUCAAAGCCACAACACAUGCUACUCGCCAGAAAUCCAUGAUGGUACUGACAUAAAAUUAAGCAAAACGCGAGCCGCAAUGCGUGUUCGUAUGCGGUUUUGCGUUUUCAGCUAUUCCUGUGCUGCUCGCGUUUAACCGCAGUGCGUGCUAAGCCUAAGAGCUAGCGCGCAAGAGCAACUUUUGU